AUGGAAAGCUUAAAUUCAUACGGAGUCCCAAAGGCCGAAUUUAUUGAGGAUAUUAAAGCAGCUGCACCAACACCAGAAGCUGCCGAGAAACUUUAUCGUGAAAAAACAGAGCUCAUGAGCAAAUAUCGUAUGUUAGAAACACAUUUUCUCGAAAAGCAGCAAAACUUUAAAAGAUCUCGUCCAUCUGUUGCCGAAAAUCUUAAUGCCAUCAAGAAACUCGAAGCUAUGGCUGACAAGGGAGAUGUUAAAACCAACUUCCAGUUAGCUGAUAGCCUCUAUAGCACAGCAACUAUUAAUAGCGAAAGUACAGUUUGCCUUUGGCUUGGCGCAAAUAUUAUGGUCGAAUAUCCAUUCUCCGAAGCCAAGACUCUCUUGACAGAGAAUCUUGCCGCACUUGAUAAACAGAUCGAUGAUAUCAGUAAGAACCUUAUUUUCUUACGCGAUCAAAUCAUUACAACUGAAGUUACAUUGUCUCGUAUCGUCAACCAUUUAAUUCAGCUUAACAAGAAGAAAUAA
This is a messenger RNA of Trichomonas vaginalis G3, 516 nucleotides long. Its product is annotated as tubulin complex assembly. The coding region runs from base 1 to 516 and encodes 171 amino acids. NCBI's taxonomy places the organism in Eukaryota, Parabasalia, Trichomonadida, Trichomonadidae. The transcript has a single exon. Gene Ontology annotation, cellular component: cytoplasm; prefoldin complex. Gene Ontology annotation, molecular function: tubulin binding. Gene Ontology annotation, biological process: microtubule-based process; tubulin complex assembly; protein folding. The record is from RefSeq and is a predicted model, not a curated record.